Molecule: messenger RNA, 1224 nt
Organism: Pyricularia oryzae 70-15
Lineage: Eukaryota; Fungi; Ascomycota; Sordariomycetes; Magnaporthales; Pyriculariaceae
Product: 3-isopropylmalate dehydrogenase
Exons: 3
Coding region: 1-1125 (374 amino acids)
Biological process (GO): L-leucine biosynthetic process
Cellular component (GO): cytosol
Molecular function (GO): magnesium ion binding; NAD binding; 3-isopropylmalate dehydrogenase activity
Source: RefSeq, a predicted model, not a curated record
AUGGCCGAGGGCCUCAAGGUCAUGAACCAGGUUCUGAGUCGGUAUCCCGAUGUCGAAUGUGACAUCAAGUCCUACGAGCUGGGCGGUACCAGCUUUGACCUCCAUGGAGAAGCCCUUUUACCCGAAGCCCUGGAGGCAGCCAAAAAGGCCGACGCCGUGCUGGUGGGCGCUGUUGGUGGUCCUGUAAGCAGCUUGUCUUGCCCUGAGUGUUUUAUACUUUUAGGCCAUCUACUAAACUCUACCUCUGCAAAAACGACACAGAAAUGGAACGGUCGCGUACCGUCGGUAGAGUUCCAAAGCCUGGGGGCCCUGCGGCGCGAGCUGCAGCUGUACGGCAACCUGCGGCCCAUCAACUUCGCCGCGCCGUCGCUGGUGGACGACUCGCCGCUCAAGGCCGAGGUGGUCCGGGGCACCGACAUCCUCAUGAUCCGGGAGCUGACGGGCGGCAUCUACUUUGGCGAAAAGUCGCAGGGCGACCGGGCGGCCUCGGACACGGACCGCUACACGUACGAGGAGGUGGAGCGGGUGGCGCGGCUGGCCGGGUCGCUGGCGCGGCAGCAGCGCGACCCGCCGCUGCCCGUGGUCAGCCUGGACAAGGCCAACGUGCUCAUGGCCUGCGGGGCGUUUUGGCGCCGCGUCGUCGCCGAGGUCUUUGCCGCCGAGUUUCCAGACGUGCCGCUAACCCACCAGCUGGCCGACAGCGCCGCCAUGAUCCUGGCCUGCAGCCCCACCAAGCUCAACGGCGUCGUGCUGGCCAGCAACCUCUUUGGCGACAUACUCAGCGACCAGGCGAGCGUCAUUGCCGGGAGCAUUGGUCUUUUGCCGAGCGCCAGCCUGUGUGGGAUUCCUACAGCCGGAUCGGGAAUGAUUAAAGGGUUGUAUGAGCCGAUCCACGGCUCCGCCCCCGAUAUUGCAGGGAAGCAGGUUGUAAACCCCAUAGGGAUGAUUCUCUCCGUGGCCAUGAUGUUCAGGUAUUCACUAGGCAUGCCCGAGGCGGCUGGUCUGAUCGAGACGGCUGUGCGGGACACGAUCGAGGCCGGGGUCCGUACCAAGGACAUGGGAGGGAAUGCUUCUACAAAAGAAAUUGGCGACCAUGUGGUCCAGAUUCUCUCCAAGCUUGGAUGAAAGAUCUUAUUGCCGUUGGAGACUAGGAUUAGACUAGACCAGAUACAUCAGAAAGCAAAACAACCAUAGCAUGCCAACGAAUAAUGCCAUUGUAGACCA